Molecule: messenger RNA, 1934 nt
Organism: Metopolophium dirhodum (rose-grain aphid)
Lineage: Eukaryota; Metazoa; Arthropoda; Insecta; Hemiptera; Aphididae
Exons: 7
Coding region: 294-1682 (462 amino acids)
Source: RefSeq, a predicted model, not a curated record
UAACCUACAAGUUGCAAUAUCGUGAUCGCAUAUUCUUACACUGAUAUUACCGGCUGGUCAGCUACAAGCUCUGGUAGUGUACCUGUGAACACGUGCGCGUCGUUGUCCGACGGCAUUUUUUCCACUCUUAAAAACGAAAUCGGUCGAAAGUGAAGCACACUUGGAGAUAAAUAUUCUAACCGCCGCACGUCGAUAUUUUAGAUGCAACGAGGUUUACACGUCCCGAAUGCUGGUUAUUACCUAUAAGCUAUAGUCGAGAACGUGCGAUAAUUUCAAACCAUAACACGUCCAAGAUGUCCAAACAACUUUGUCCCAUUGAUUUCGGGCAAUCCGAUGACAAUUCAAUUUGUACCACGAACAACAAAAGAAAGAAAUUAAGUUUAUCGAAGGAGCUGUUAAGAGAAUCCAUGCAAUUUAAACGUAUGCUCAUCACACAGAAGGAAAAUUACGAAAUCAGUUUUCUCGAUCCCGCCAAUGGCGAACAGCUGAAACUCAUGUGCACCGACACCUUGUGCACUGGGCGCGUAUUGCACGCAGGUGUUCGGACGCUGCAGUCGGCGAUCGACCGAGAACGGUCGCACAGACGGGAAUACGUGGACGGCCUGAUGCGUUACAUGCGUGAGCUGAACAAGCUGGACGAGGCCAAGGAGGUGCUGCUGGAAGGCCUUGAGCGGAUGCGGGCCGGCGUGGACGGCACCGUGGACGCUCUCCGGGUGGACGUGGAACGAGCCCACUGCCAGUACGAGGAACGCAAAAAGCGGUUCUUCCGGUUCACCGGCGGCGCGGAAGCAUCCGAAACGCAAGAGAUGACCGCCACCGACCGCGGGUUCCGGUCACUAUGCUUGGACGCGGAUGCCGGCGAAGUUUCGCUACCAGGAGCCGCCUGCUGGUCCUGUGACAUCGACGCCGAUGACGAUGGUGGCUGGCUGGACGACAUCGACGCCGACGACGACGCUGACGCUGCCUUAACAAUCUUCCGGCGGCUCCGGCGGGACGCCGAGGCUCGCAGUGGCGACGGCUGUCGGUUGCGGAUUGACGAACUUCUAACGCUCUGGCGCGCCAUCAAGUCCGUGAGCGAGUAUAACCGGACGCUUGAGACGGCUGUGUGCGAGCUCGACGAACAGACGGAUUCGCUGCAGACCAGCCUGUGCUGCGCGACGGCCGUGUGCACGGCGCUGGACGCUGAUCAGUCGGACAAGAAGUGCAGGGCGAUCGUGCUGGACGACUUUUGUGCGGUCACCGAACAGAUCACGGCGCAGCAGAUCAGGAACUUGGAGUUCGGCCGCAUGCUAGCCGUCGACGAAAAGCAGAUCUGCGAGGAACUUCAAAAGAUCGGACAGCUGAAGGCCAAGGUUGCCAGGAAAAUGGAGAAAAAGCAAAAACUUCUCGAGCAAACGGACAGUGUGAAAAGUCAACUGGAUGUGUACAAAAGUCGUUAUGAAGAACUAAAGAGGAAAAGAGCUCUUCUUGACGACAAUCUAAACAUGACGAAACGUUCGCCUAGCAAAUUAGCGAAUCAAUCCGAGCAACAAGGUUUUGGACAGAGAGUGAAACAUUUGGAACAACUCAAAAACCAAUACAACAAACUGGCUAAUAAAAGAGAUGCAUUAAAACUGAAAAUUCAAAGUCAACAACAGGUGGUCAAGACACCUCGUCGGAUAAAUACGUUUUGCAAUACUUAGCCAUACUAUUUUCACAGUUUGUUUUUUAAUGUACCGAUUUCACAAAUAUUCUUGUAUGUUUAAGGCGUCUCAAAAGCUUUCUUUUCUAUUAAAACCAAGCUCAGUUUAAUUACAAUUUUACUCGUUAACAUAAUAUAAAAUUACCUUUUUUUUAUUUAGAUUAUAACAUUCUAUUUAAUUUACUGUCCAAAGAAAUUAUUUAUAUUUUUAAAAAAUUAGUAAACUUUAGAUUAUAAUAUGAGCAUAAUAGAU